Morus notabilis is the source of this 2014-nucleotide messenger RNA. RefSeq names its product TOM1-like protein 5. Gene Ontology annotation, biological process: protein transport to vacuole involved in ubiquitin-dependent protein catabolic process via the multivesicular body sorting pathway. The transcript has 11 exons. Gene Ontology annotation, molecular function: phosphatidylinositol binding; ubiquitin binding. The record is from RefSeq and is a predicted model, not a curated record. NCBI's taxonomy places the organism in Eukaryota, Viridiplantae, Streptophyta, Magnoliopsida, Rosales, Moraceae. Bases 534 to 1727 code for a protein of 397 amino acids.
UCUGAAUUCUGACCCUCUUUCUGCUCGGUUCUCCAUUUCUCCCAUCUAUUUUUCUUGCUAAUUUAUUUAUUUCGUAAUCCGAUUUUAUUUCUUUAUUUAUUAUUCGCUUUAUUGUUAUUAGUGUUAUUACCUUAAAAGAGAAGCCACCACCCAGUAGCAGCAGCUUUAGCAAAGCUGAUUUAGAAACAAAAAAACAAAAAAGGAAAAUUAAAAAGCAGUCACUAUAUAUAUUUUUGUUCUGUAUUAAUUUGAGCGACGAUUUUCAUUUCCAUUGGAUCAUCUCUCUCUCUCUCUCUCUCUCUCUCUCUCUCCUAUGAUAUGAUUUCAUCUUCCAGUGCCGGAAUGCUGAGGCUAUUUAGGGUUCAUCAGCUCGCCUUCCCAUUCAUCAUCUGAUCAGAGUAGAACAAGUGUUUAAAGGACGCUUUCUGAAUCAAUUUCGAAGUUGCUGCUGUUGCUGAGUGCUGCUGAUAACUUCAACAACACACACAUAAUAAUUUGUUACUGCUUCUGUCAGUGAAUUGAAUAUUUAGAAGAUGGCAGCUGAGCUUGUCAAUUGUGCAACUAGUGACAAACUGCCUGAGAUGGAUUGGACGAAAAAUAUUGAAAUCUGCGAAUUAGUCGCUCGUGAUCAAAGACAAGCUAAAGAUGUUAUUAAAGCAAUCAAAAAGCGAUUGGGUAGUAAACAUACAAAUACUCAGUUGUAUGCUGUUUUGUUGUUAGAAAUGUUGAUGAACAAUAUUGGAGAGAAUAUUCAUAAGCAGGUUAUUGAUACAGGGAUUAUUCCCAUUCUUGUGAAGAUAGUUAAGAAAAAGUCGGACUUGCCAGUGCGAGAGCGGAUAUUUCUUCUUCUAGAUGCCACGCAGACAUCUCUUGGUGGUGCUUCUGGAAAGUUCCCGCAGUACUACAAUGCUUAUUACGAGUUAGUGAGUGCAGGAGUGCAGUUUCCUCAAAGGCCCCCUGCAGUCUCCUCAGAUCACCCCACCCCACAACCAAAUAACAAUAACUUGCCUAACGGGGAAUUGGCAUCAUCUAGACAUGAAGGGUUUGCGCGGCAAGCAGAGCCACAAGACGUUCCUGAAUCGAGUAUCAUUCAAAAGGCCGGUAAUGUAUUGGAGGUUUUGAAAGAAGUUCUUGAUGCUGUGGAUAGUCAGCAUCCCGAGGGAGCAAAAGAUGAGUUUACACUUGAUCUCGUGGAACAGUGUUCUUUUCAGAAGCAAAGGGUAAUGCAUCUAGUGAUGACUUCUAGGGAUGAGAAGGUGGUUUCUCGAGCUAUUGAGUUAAAUGAGCAGCUCCAGAAAGUUCUUGCAAGACACGAGGCCCUUCUUUCGGCUAAGCCUAGAUCAACUGUGAAUCAUUUUAACCAGGAAGAAGCAGAGGAAGAAGAAGAGGCCGAACAACUUUUCCGAAGGUUACGAAAAGGAAAAGCUUGUGCGAGGCCUGAGGAUGAAGAGCGGCCAGCAGAGCACCCCCACUUGGGUUUUCUCGGAUCAGCCAUUCCCGGAGAAAUGCUGAAUCGUCCACUUAUACGGCCACUGUCUUUGGAGCCAUCAUCACGUGAACCGAAUGGACAUGUUGCUAUACCCCCCCCGCCAGCGAAACACGUCGAGAGGGAGAAAUACUUUCAGGAAAACAAGGCUGAUGGUCUAGCUGGCCAUGUGAGGGGCCUCUCCUUGCAUAGUCGCAAUGCGAGUAGCUCUCGCAGUGAAAGCAUAGAUUCCAGUGAUUGAUGGGGCCGGCUUCACUGAAUGUGCCGGUCCAAUGUUCCUUGUUACUUACUCCCAGUUUUAUAGGCAGUUUAUAUUGGUGAUGCCUUCUGAUUUAGUAGUGCUUUUGGCAUUUUUAGAGUUUAUAGUGAGUUUUAACACGAGAGGUUGGUGUUACUAUGUGGUCGUGGCGUGAUCUCUGGUUUUGCAGCUCUACAGACUAAUUCCUUUAUUUGUUAUUACUCCUUGCAUACAAGGGAAGAGUUGUAAAGAGAUUUUUCCCGCAAUCCUAUUUUAAUUUAUUUGGCCCA